UUUGAAAAGAUUUUUUGUUUUAACAAUAACUUUCUUAGUAUCAAGUAUCUUCCAUAUAAUUGAUCCCCUUGUAAUUGUAUAGCGAAGUGCUAAGAAUGUUUUGUAUCACAACAGUGCUUUUAACAAGAUUACACGUAUUUAUAAGGUUUCCGUAGUCGCAGCGGUAUGUCUGGGUCGUAAAAUCAAUUUCGUAAUUUAAUAUUAUAAGCCUGUCUAAUUUUCGUGAAUAUAUAAACAGAUUUUCAUUAUAAGAUUACUUGGAGAAUUGUGUCGUCCUAAAAUUGGGAUAGAAUAGUGGGUUUAAAUGGAACGUGAAUUCGACUGUAAUUUAUUUCUUAAUGAUAAUCGUUGGUAUGCUGAUCAUCGUUAAGUGUAUUUCAACGAACACAGUGGAACGUCGUUCUACAGAAAAAAAAUUGAAUCAAUUUAGAAAUUCGAGAAUCUCUUAUAGAAUACAGGCACACUUGCCGAUUGAUUACGUCACUUCCAGGCGUGGUACAGUGAAAUGUGUGAUAUGCGUGUGUUACUGAAAAUGGCCGUGUACGUACGGGUCCGUCUAGUUUGCUGAUUUUACGAUACUUUUCACGUUCCUUUGGACGUUUCAGUUCGGACGGUGAAAUUUUCGAUGGUAUGCGCAGUUCGUGAUAUCGUGCAGUACGGGAAGUUUAGUCGACGGUCACAAACCGAGACGGUGUGUGCCCAUUUCGUCAACGGUGGAUCAUUAAGAGAGAAGCGUUCGUAAUUUCAGUAAAAUAUAUUGAAAGUAAAAGUAAAAGAUUAUUAAUAAUGGGUUUCCCUAUGUGCAUUAUUAUUUACAUAAAUAAUCUACCUAUUCAUUAGUGUAUAUUGACUAUAUGUUAUCAAAAUGUGGGAGAGGUUUGAUACAAUCCCCUGGUAUAAAACAGGGAAAUAAACAAAAAACUUGUCCUUAAAACAUUUUCUAUUUCAUUAGAAAAUGUAUUAAUAUAAUGGAGUGUAUAUAAGAGUUUAUGUAAGAAGAUAUGCACAUUAUACAACUGUUUUUCUAUUACAAUAAAUUAUUGGAUAACUGCAUGAGAUUUAUAUCCAGAUGCAGCGUUAAGAUACACGUUUGUUGCUAAUGAUAAAUGUCAUUGAGUCUUUUGACAUGAUGUAAUAAGAAGUGUAACUUUUAUACAUGUGUACAUAUUGAAUAAGUAUCGCAAAAAUGUCAUUCUUAUCGAAUCUAAAGAAGGCAUUCCACUUCGGUGGAAAUGACGCCAAGAAAAAGAAAUUGUAUAAUAAUAUUAAAAUGGACUGUAACCCAGAAGAAUUCUGGGAAAUGAUAGGAGAACUGGGAGAUGGAGCAUUUGGGAAAGUUUAUAAGGCACAGCACAGGCAGACUCAUCAGCUUGCCGCUGCAAAAAUGUGUGCCCUAGAGGGAGAGGAUGAUCUCAGUGAUUUUAUGAUUGAAAUAGAUAUUUUAUCUGAGUGCAAACAUUCGAAUGUUGUUGAAUUACACGAGGCGUAUUUUAUUGAGGGCAAAUUAUGGAUGUUGAUAGAGUAUUGUGAUGGAGGUGCUGUUGAUUCCAUAAUGGUUGAGUUAGCGAAAGCUUUAACAGAACCGCAAAUAGCUUACAUAUGUCAAUAUAUGACCAAAGGUCUUGCAUUUCUACACAAAUCUAAAGUCAUUCACAGGGAUUUGAAGGCAGGAAAUGUUUUGUUAACAAUGGCUGGUGGAGUGAAAUUAGCCGACUUCGGAGUGUCUGCAAAAAAUAAACAUACCUUACAAAAGCACGACACGUUCAUUGGAACACCAUAUUGGAUGGCUCCAGAAGUAGUGUUAUGCGAAACGUUCAGAGAUAAUCCUUAUGAUUUUAAGGUAGACAUUUGGUCGCUUGGCAUUACUUUAAUAGAGUUUGCCCAAAUGGAACCGCCGAAUCAUGAAAUGUCACCGAUGCGUGUCCUACUUAAGAUACAAAAGAGCGAUCCACCAAAACUUGAUCAGCCUGGAAAGUGGAGCAAAGAAUUCAACGAUUUCAUCGCAAAGGCCCUUAUAAAGGAUCCAACGUCGCGACCUACAGCAGAAGAUCUAUUGAAACAUCCUUUCAUAAGUCGUAAUUUGGAUUCGAAGCCGGUCAGGGAUUUGUUAUUGGAGUACAAAGCCGACGUCGUUGAAGAAGAAUUGGUUGACGAAGAAACAGAGAAGGCCAAAAAGGCGAAAAAACACAGAGAACAAUAUCAACGGAUUGGCUGUGCAUGCGGCUCUCCUGGGCCUCGCCAGCCCCAUCACCCCUGCGUUUGUCAGGAGCAACGCACGUCACAGCUUCCUCUGGAGCUGGAUCAACUCGGAGAUGACUCUGCAUCUAUGCGCAGUGACGCUGAUGUUAAGAUUUCUGAAAAGGAAAAUCUUGUGGCAUCACCCGUGUCUGCGAAAAAAGAAGAAAGCAAUAAACGAGAGAUUAAUAGAGAAGGUGAAAAGGAGGACAGGAACAAGAAAUUACGUAAAGCAGAAUCAAAAGACAACAUACCCGUUUCUGUUGAGAAGAAACAAGCACCGAAACCUCCUAGUACAAAUGAAUCGAGCGAACGUAGAAUAUCUCGAGAAAAAGGCCCGGCACCUCUUCCACCGCCCCUUAUACGUCAAAAUAGCAAAACCGAAGAUAAAGAAAAUAUUCCGAAGAUCGCAGACAAACAGAGUGAUGUAGAGGCGUUAGAUGAAUCCAAGGUUAGCGAUAAACAGCAACGAGAUAGAAAUCAAUCGUUGCAAUCGGCCCAGGAAAUGGUGGACAAGGAACAGGCAAAUCCAGAUGUAACUUGCGAGAAGCCGAACGUAUUAAGUAGUUUAGAGAAAAAUGUAUCUGAAAGUAACGAAAGAGAGAGAAACAAGCUAGGCGAAUCCAAUAAAGACGUUAAACAGCAGUUGGUAGAUAGUAAAGUAAAUUCAUCGUUGAGACCGCAGUUAACAUUAGAAGAAAAGAGAAAAUCUGCUCCUGUUAAAACAGAAUUGACCGAAGACUGGACGAAACCAGUGUUCAACAAGCAGUCAUCCUUAGAGGAGAAGAGCAGAGUAUAUAAUUUCAGAAAUGAGAAGAAAACACCGAUCGAAUUACAAUCUAAGAAACAAUCCGUGAUAGAAGAGAAUUACAAGAGUUUACAAGAGAAGAGAAAAUCGGUAGAGGAUAAACUGAACGCGGUUCUGGAGAAACGAUUCUCGAUGGACACUGAAAUGCGUAUGAGUGUGUCUUCCAUGGAGACAUUGUCUCAUCGAGAAGUUUCAAUGGGUACCCCACCUGAAAAGAAUAUUGUGAAAGCUUGUUCUACCGAAGACGUUAAAACAGAUUAUGGAAAAUCUAAGCCUGAAUCUGUCGUUAAAAGUCAUAGUGAGGGAUCUUCUAGAUACGUUUCGUUAGAGAACUUCAACGAUGAAUUCGAUGGGAAACGUGAGAAGAAAAAGUGGCCAAGUAGAGAAUACAAUUAUGAGAAUACGGUGAAUACCGAAAGUGAAAAGAGAGGUUCAGCGGUGAACGUAUCGGUAAUCACGUCAACUCCGAUUAGAAGUAGAAGUAUUACGAGGAGAGGCAGCGGUGACAACGUAGUCGUCAUCACUGGUAAAUCCGACCAAGAAAUACGUCCAAACACGUCUACCGUCCGGAUCACAGCAGAAAGUCCAGAUUUAUCUAAUAGUCUUGCAAGCAAUGUGAGCCAAGUAACAGUGGUAACAACUCAUCCUCCGGUUCUCGUCGACGCUGUGUCACCGGCUGCCGCGUCCCUCCCUUGUCGUCCGUCACCGACGUCCGAAGUCGUGAUCGUUGCAAACGAAUUGAACAGGACGCAAGUGAACGAAAAUUCGGCCGACGAUGAUGGAUUCCCCAGCUUGGACAGUUUGGAAUAUACUCCACAGGAACAACCUAUAAUUCUCACCGACGUCUCAAAGAGAGUCGGCAAGAAACUGGACGAAUCAGAGGUUCUUAUUGUAAGUCCGAUCGUGGACGAAUUACAGGAUACUAGUCACGUUUCCGUCGUUACUGUCGGUGACGACAAGCAGCGAGUCAAAAACUCUUCGGUACUUAAUAAACACGAGGCCGCACGAACUUGUUCGUCUCACAGCGAUGGAAGUCUGAUUGAGAGAUCAAGUACGAAGAGCGACAGUGGAGAUGAAAUAAACAAAAUGAUAGUCGCUGGAACGACUGUAGAGUCCGUGGAUAUCGACAAUAUGGAUAAAAACUCGAGGAAGAUGAACGGUAUGUUGAAGAAUGACAAGACCAGGGUCGUUGGACGCAUCGACGAGAAAGUCUUGAAACCGAUCAAACAGAAGGAGACUGGUAAAGAGUAUAAGGAGAAGAGAGUGUCUCCCGAUAGCUUCGAAGGAUCUAGGUCUCAGAGUGAAUCCGGAUCGACGAGAUCACACACCCCGAGUAAGAGCAUCGACCGUUCCGACGCGGAAUCAAUUUCGACGACGAUUAGUCAGGACAGCAGGGAAUCCAGCAAAGAAAAUCGUCUGAUUCAGGGGCAAACGACGGAGGGUGAAGAGGAAGUGGUGCUACGACGAAAACCGGAUUACAAUCGCGACAUGCAACGACAGGCGAAAACGAAGGAAGACAUUCAGAUGAUGAAUCUGAAGAAAAAGACGAGGAAACGAACCAGAAAGUUUGAGAUCGAUGGCGUUGUAGUUACCACGACAACGUCAAAGGUAAUCUACGGCGACGAUGAGAACGGCAAAGUCUACGACGAUCAGAUCUUCAGGAAGCAAGAGCUAAGGGAAUUGAAAAUGCUGCAGAAGAUGGAACAGAAACAGUUUCAAGAUUUGUCGCAGAAGGCACAGUUCAACAAGGAUCAGCAGGAGAAACGUUUCGAACAAGAAAGACAGCUCUUAGAACGGAAUGCAGAAGCAGAUUUGGAAACACUUGCUCGGCAACAGAGACAGCAGAUCGAGCGAGCCGAGGCGCAACAGGAAGCCGAUCUUAGACUCGCCUCGAAAAAAAUACGUAGCGAGCAGGAAAGAGACCUGAAACAGUUCCGCGAAGGUUUGAAGCAAGAACUCAGACUGCUUAAGCAGGAGGUAGAUCUAAUGCCGAAAGACAAGAGAAAGAGUGCGUUUAAGAUUCGUAAAGAGAAAUUGGAGACCGAACACGAGGAGAGGGAGAAGCACUUCUUGGAUAAGCUUAACGAAAGCCACGAAUUAUCGUUGAGAAGAUUAUCUGACAGUCAUCGCGAAAAGAUCGCCCUGAUGGAGAGACAGUUCCUGCAGCAGAAACAACAAUUGAUGAGAGCCCGAGAGGCGGCCAUUUGGGAGCAAGAGGAACGGCAUAUACACGAGAAGCAGCAACUGUUGAAAAAACAGCUGAAGGAUAUUUUCUUCUUGCAAAGACAUCAAAUGCUGAUUCGCCAUGAGAAGGAAUUGGAGCAGAUGAAGCGAAUGAAUCAGCGAAAGGAGGAGGAGUUGAUAAAACGACAGACGGUCGAACGUAGAAAUUUGCCGAAGAGAAUUCGCAACGAAAUGAAAGCGCGGGAGAUGAUGUUCAGGGAAUCGAUGAGAAUUUCGAUGUCGUCGGUUAUCGCUCCUGAUCCCGACGCCGAGAGGGAGAAAUUGAAAAAUUUCCAGGAGAACGAGAAGAAACGAUAUAGAGCCGAACAACAGAGAUUCGAGUUGAAACAUUCACGCCAGUUGGAGGAGGUAAGAGCGCAAAGCGACGCCACGAUCAAGGAGCUGGAGCAAUUGCAGAAUGAGAAGAGAAAGAUGUUGAUGGAGCACGAGACUCUUAAGUUAAAGGAAUUGGAAGAGGCGUAUAGUAAGGAGCUCCGCGAAUGGAAGGCGCAACUCAAGCCUCGAAAGCAGAGAGACUACUUAAUUUGUAACACGCACAAGUGGUCGCAACUCUUGGGAAUCUUUAAAAAGCCAAGCCAAAAACUAGAGGAGCAGUUCGCAUUACAAUUAGAAGAACAAGAGGCUAUUUACGGGCCAAGCGCGAUACCACUAUGCUUGCCAGCAGAUCUUCCGGAUUUGACGCAUCACACGGUCGGUUCUACUCGAAGUUCGCUGUCUUCCGUAAGCGAGGGUUAAUCGAGUCAUUGUUGAAACAAUCUGAAGUAAGAAUGACGAUAUGAACAGCGUAACAGAGCCGCAGAUAUCGAGGUAAUUCGAAAGUCGAACUGGGAGUUGUUUACAGGAUUGCUCGUUCGAUCGUUCGAAUUCGUGUAAAAGGCUUUAGUUAUAAAGGAAAACGAUCGACAACGUAAGGUAUGAUGAACGCAUAGGGUGCGAUUGUUCGGCGCAUGGAAUUUUGUUCUUCACUUUCAUGGAAUUCAAAUGAUCUAUUCAUGAACCGAUGUUGCAAUGACCGGGCAACAACACCGCCGUCAAGCCUCUCGAGGAAGAGAAGAAAAAGAACACACAAAAGUCAGUUUUUCUUACUUACUAAAGUAUAUUUUGCAUGUAAAAUACGAAUUGUUACAUACAAGAUGUGUAAUGAAUUUCUUACGACGAUCUUAUUAAAAAUAUAUCGCUUGGUACAAUCCAUAAAAUCCGCCCGAUGAACGUUCCGCCCGAGAACAAAACUGGAGGAACAAAAAAUCUUGUUCUCACGAGAUUGUCUUGGCGGCCUACUGUACGCACGAUCACACGUGAUCCUACGAUAAGUAAAGUUUUUUUUACAUCAUAUACAAGCGUGUAUAUCGAAUUAUCAUCGUCAAUUCGACUGAGGACUUUAUCAUACGAUCGGAAGUAAACGAUCUUCAGUGUGUUCGUAAAACGACGAGCAAUUUUAUACAUACGUGUGUACGUAAUGCACACGUGGGAAGAGUAUAUUUUCGAUUGUGCGAUGUAUGUACAUGUACAGUAUACAUAGAAUUCAGCUAUGCUUGUUCUAUUCAGUGCCCCGAGGGACAUGUAUUCGUCGGUUUUUAAAUAACCGAUCGGCGAACAAAUAUCGUAGAUGAUAAUUGUGCGCAUGUUUUUAAACGGAUGCACAUGAAGUUCAGGUACGUCGUUGGAAUCAGAAUGGUUCAGGGCGUCGAUGUAUUUGAGCUAGCGUCCAAUGCCUAAUGCAAAUCUAAAAGCAUUUUGCUCCGAAGCAAAACGUUUUUAGGUCUUUACUUGGGUGUUAUUCGCCGCGUCUUGAUUAUUAGGCUGUUUAACGAGUUUUAUCGUUUGUAAAGAAAAUGCUAAAUUUCCACUGAUGAUUGAUAUAAAGAUCGUUUUUUAUCGAGAUUACGGAUACUAUAUUUUUAGUAAGUAAACAUUCAGCACUACGAAUCAAAGGUUCACGCCAAAUAUACAUACAUACACAUACCUAUAUAAAAUGUUACGAUCGCUUUUGCUGCGCGUCCGAUAUACUUAUCUAUACAGUCCGACGACGUUGUGUAAAGAAUCUCGUUGACGCGCGUUCGAUACGAUCGUGUGCGGCUGAAGCUGCAACGCGUUCUAAGUAGAUGUAAAAAAGCAUAUUUGUAUAAAAUAUUUCCGUUUGAUUCCCUUCUUCUUCUAUCCCCCCUUCGUUUCUAUGGAUUGUACAGUACAUAAAUUUUUAUUACUUCACGUUAAUUAGUCCGAACGUGUUUAUAUAUUCGUCGAAUAAUCAAUUUUGUAUAUGUACAUAGAGAAAUCAGGACGAAUUGUUUAUCAUAUAUUUUUAAUAACUCUACUUCCUUACGCGAGUUUUGGAAAAUAAUUAAUCUGCCCAAUGGGCAUAAAAUCCGUAUCAGUAAAAUGUUUUUUAACUUGAAGGAAACUUGACCACUUCACCUUCUUUGGUCAAUUUUCGUUCGAGUUCUGGAUCAAAUACGACGAACUCAAGAUAAUUGAAUAAGACACGAUUACCGUAGUUAUUCGUAUAAUUAAAAAGGAAUGGAGCGUGUUUGCCAAAGCUUAUGUAAAAGACGUACGAGGCACGAUACGACUAAAAAGAUAUUAUUAUGCUCCUUUUACUGCCCUUUGUCGAAUUCGCGUAGCGAUUGCCGUAAAAGAAAUACUCGUUAACUGUGCCUGUUGGAUCCCAAUCUGUCCAUAGUUUUACGUUUUUCUAUUCGAUGCAUCAGAUGUUCUUCGGAAAAUAAACAGGGAUCGAUUAGAUACGUAGAUCUGGAAAUUCAAACAUUUAAUUUUCGAAUGAAUUUUAUGAUCCGUAAUAUUUUAAGUAAUUAAGCAUGUUCGCAUUAUACGCGAAGAACGAACAAAUGGGGGAAGAGAAGAAUGAAAGCUAUUAGCGAUAGCCGUAACUGCAACUUUUGAUAAACCGAUCGUGUGCGUUGUAUAUUUAAAGCGUGAAGUAAUGCAAAGAGGAAAGUUAUCUGGCGAGUCGAAUUAAUUGUACAGAUAGUCAACGUUAGCGUUAUCCUUCUCCUUUUCUUAUUUCGCUGAACAUACCUUCGGGUUUUUUAUUCUUGUACGUACAGUAUUCGAGCAGACGAAGUCGUUCAUCAUCUUUCUUUCCAAUGUAUACCCGAUUAUAAUGAUUUGGUUUUCGUACUCUACGUUCAACGCUGAAUCAUAAUUAGGCGUGUAUUCAUACAUAGAUAUACAUAUGAAAGAUCAAUAGACUGACAAUGAAAACGAGUAAAAGAAUGGAGGGAAAAUCGAGAGAUUAUUGUUGAAAUAUUUGUUGGAAUGUUCAUGUUAAUAUUGUUUUCAUUGAAUUCUCAUAAUUUGUUACUUAUGUCGUUGGUGACGAAGUUCAACGAAAUACGAUCUUUCAAACAGAUACAUGGCUAUAUUGAACUAUUAUCUUUUGGCUUAACAAAAUGUAUUAACUUCGUAAAUGUUUAUCGACGUUUUAUAUACAUAUCUCUUUGUUUGGAAGUAAUCAAUUCCCCACUGUACCUUAUUGUGUGUGUUCGAUUGACUUUUACCUACGCAAUCUUGUACUUGUUCGCAUUAGGGGUCGACUUUAUAAUUUACAUAGUUGUAUUAAAUUUACAUUAUGGAUUAAUAAUUAAGUUUCUUUUUAUCGAUUUCACGGAUAAUCUAACGAGGGUUGGAGCGUUCGAGUGUACUAUCAAUAUCAGAGGUGCGAAAGAAUUUAUCGAGUUAGAAACAUAACUCUUGUAUGUUGCAUAUACGUACUACGGACUUCCAUUAUGCACCAAUUAUUUAUCGCUUUGUUUUUCCCUUUGUCACAAUCUCGCCGCCUCUUUAGAUAAUCAGAAUUCAUGGCGCUAAACUUGAUUGAUUUCCCGUUAAAUUAAUGUCGACACCAAUUGUUUUUUAACGUUUUAGUUAAUAUUUGCGUGUUUCCUUUGAUAUACGAAUAGAAAGUAUUUUUACAUGGUAGAUAGAACUGCAAAGCAGUUUACUUAAAAAUGGAUUUUAUGUACGAGAUGUCUGUCGAAUGUUUGCCAAGGGGAAAGAAACAAUUCUUAAUGCGGUAAGAGUAAAUCCGUUUAUUUGAUAGUACGACGUCGACUGAAAACCGUGCGUAGAGAUAUAACACAGAGCUGUAAGAUAGAUUCUUUAUAAUUAAUUGCUCAAUAAUAGAUACGAUUAAAUUUAA
Messenger RNA from Ceratina calcarata, 9446 nucleotides. RefSeq names its product Sterile20-like kinase (gene Slik). Gene Ontology annotation, biological process: protein phosphorylation. Gene Ontology annotation, molecular function: ATP binding; protein serine/threonine kinase activity. The transcript is spliced from 15 exons. The record is from RefSeq and is a predicted model, not a curated record. NCBI's taxonomy places the organism in Eukaryota, Metazoa, Arthropoda, Insecta, Hymenoptera, Apidae. The coding region runs from base 1187 to 6022 and encodes 1611 amino acids.